Molecule: messenger RNA, 767 nt
Organism: Athalia rosae (coleseed sawfly)
Lineage: Eukaryota; Metazoa; Arthropoda; Insecta; Hymenoptera; Athaliidae
Product: transcription elongation factor 1 homolog
Exons: 2
Coding region: 102-350 (82 amino acids)
Biological process (GO): transcription elongation by RNA polymerase II
Cellular component (GO): transcription elongation factor complex
Molecular function (GO): RNA polymerase II complex binding
Source: RefSeq, a predicted model, not a curated record
UGAUCUGAUUGACUGCUGUUGACCCAUCGGAUUGAAUUGGAUAGAUUAAACGGUGCUAAAAUAUUUCGGAAUAGCCGGAUAAAUUUUAUCUCAAGAAGAAAAUGGGCCGAAGAAAAAGUAAGAGAAAGCCACCAAGUAAAAGAAAAGCGAUAGAACCUUUGGAUACUCAGUUUAAUUGUCCGUUUUGCAACCACGAAAAAUCUUGUGAGGUUAAAAUGGAUAAAUCAAGAAACACGGCCAGAAUAACGUGCCGUGUAUGCCUGGAAGAUUUUCAAACAACUAUAAAUCUCCUUUCGGAGCCAUUGGAUGUUUACAAUGAUUGGAUCGAUGCCUGCGAGAACGCCAACUAACUAAUGACAGCCAUCACAACGCCAAACUCUGAAUCAUCUGCCCUGAAGUACCAACGGAUUAAGUAUGAAUUUAGAGCACCGCUUUGGAACCCUUAGUUCGUGGGUGACUCCUUUACUGGAUUUGAAUUCUUCAUUGCUUAAGUCACCGAAGAUGUUUGUGUUCCAAAGAUAUUUGGUUCUUCAAUAACAUUCUCAAUAGUGUUUAUAUUGAAAAAAUGGAAGAUGGGCCGACACAAGAAAAUAUCAAAAUAUCAGCUUUGUAAUGCAAAGUGUUUUUUUGCUGCAGACUUCUUUGAUAUAAACGUUUUUUAGAAAAAUAUUUCAAGGUUUAUUCUAGGAUUACAUCAAACCGGGUGUACUGUGUGAUGAUAUUGGACGAAGAAAGAGAAACCAUGAAAUAAAUAAAUAAGACAAUAA